Molecule: messenger RNA, 2661 nt
Organism: Sinocyclocheilus grahami
Lineage: Eukaryota; Metazoa; Chordata; Actinopteri; Cypriniformes; Cyprinidae
Product: transmembrane anterior posterior transformation protein 1 homolog
Exons: 12
Coding region: 1-1134 (377 amino acids)
Biological process (GO): positive regulation of cilium assembly
Cellular component (GO): endoplasmic reticulum membrane; ciliary basal body
Source: RefSeq, a predicted model, not a curated record
AUGAGUUUCUUGCCUGUGUUUUACUUGGAUGACUCUGUCGGGCCGUCUCUGCUGAGGUUCACGUGUGCAGAGCUCACCAGGGGCUACUUCCUGGAGCACAACGAGGCCAAGUACACUGAGCGGAGGGAGAGGGUGUACACCUGCAUGAGGAUCCCCAAAGAGCUGGAGAGGUUGAUGAUCUUCGGGUUCUUCCUGUGUCUGGAUGCCUUUCUGUACGUGUUCACCCUGCUGCCCCUGAGAACUUUACUGGCCUUUCUGAGGUUGUUGACGAUACCCUGCUGUGGCCUUGGCGCUAAUGUUUGCCCUUAUUGCAGACGGAGCAGCCUUUAUAUCAAGGAGCGGUUCACCAAUUCUGUAUUGCUCCUCAUCGUGUGCCUGAGGAACAUGGAGCAGUUUUCCUGGAACUCAGAUCACCUCUGGGUGCUGCUCCCUGACGUCCUUAUAGUAAUCAUGUCUGAGGUUGCAGUCGACAUUGUCAAGCACGCCUUCAUCACUAAAUUCAAUGACAUCACAGCCGAUGUCUACAGUGAAUAUAAAGCCAGCUUGGCCUUUGAACUAGUCAGCAGUCGACAACAGAAUGCCUACACAGACUACAGCGAUUCGGUGGCAAGAAGGAUGGGCUUCAUUCCUUUACCUCUAGCUGUACUGUUGAUUCGAGUGGUGAUGAGCUCAGUGAAGAUCCAGGGCGCUCUCUCAUCUGUCUGUCUGCUCCUCUUUUAUCUUGGAUUGAUAACAAUGAAAGUGUUGAAUAAUAUAGUUAUUCUGGGCAAGUCCUGUCGCUAUGUGAAGGAAGCUAACAUGGAGGGUAAGCUGUUUGAAAGACCGACUGCUCAAACCUCAAAACAAACUCCCAAGAAAGCCAACCCCACCAAAUCUCCCCCACCCUCAGCUGAGCCUAAAGUGCAGCAACCCUCCACCUCCAUCACCAAGCAGCCGAGCCCAAGAGCGAAGCCUUUUCCCCCGGCUCCACCUCCUGUAACUGAGGUGACCAGUGAUUCGCCCCCAGAUUCUCCUCCUAAACCAGAGGAGAGCAGUAGCGAGACACCACAGUCUACUGAACUUAAACACAGAGCCACCAAAAAAGAUCUGUUGGAGAUUGACCGCUUCACAAUAUGCGGCAACCGAAUCGGGUGAACUUUAACCCCAUCACCAUAGUAACUGCUCAGGAACGAAAGUGGAGAAGACUCAUAGUCUGAGUCUGACAUAAUUGACUUUCGAGUGAGUUCUUCAGAGGUUGCUACUAUGUAUCUCUAACUGGAAAAUUACUCGAUUUGCCGUCCUCACUUCUUCUAUUCCUGUGGAAUAUUUGUCAAAGGAAGCAAUCUUGUGCGUAAAGCAUUUUAAAUCAAAACAAAGAGUCUCUUCGCCCUCGGCAGCCAGGCAUAUCAACAGGGUGUAGAAUCUAGUGUUGCUUAGGAUAUGUUUGUCUCGAUUUCAACAGAGACAGAACAUCUUGAACAAUAAUUGAGGCAUGAACUUCUUACAAACUAGACUUUUCCCACUAGAAAUUUGUCUUUGAUUGGAUACUAAAAAGCAUAUAAUGUAUUAUUAGUUUUAAAACACUUACAAAAAAAACAAUUGAGCAAUUUACAACUGAUUCGUAUAAACAGAUAAUGUUGUAUAUAUUCACACACUUUUUACUAAUAUGCUAAACGAGUUUGCCAAUAAUGCUGCCAUUAGACUUGAUCAGUCUGGCAAAUAUUUGUUUUUAGAACUAGUAAAGGUAUUAUUUGUUUCAGUUGAAGUCUGUAUCGUAACAGAUACAGUUUUUCAUUUUCUUCUUAAAAUUUUCUUUAAAACUCAUGACUCAUGACCAGAAAGGGAAGGUUUGGCUAAUGCCAGGCUGCUUGAUAAUUCAGCUCUGUACAAUAUACAUGGUGCCAAUCCAGCUGAUUUAACUUUGCACUGAUUUACCACAUUGUCUUAAGAUGUACAGAAUAUUUUUGUUUGAAGUGUGAUAUUGGCUUAUUUACACCAGCUAUGAAAGCAAAUAACCGUUUCAUAUGAAAUGUAACAAAAUUAGAGCUUUUUUUAUGCACAUUGUUAGUGUAUUUUGAAAUUCAAAUAAUCUGUGACCAAUCCUAUACUGAGACUAUUGUUUGAUAUAAUUAAUAUUUUGUUGUUUUAAAUGUAAUUAAAUUAUUAUCCAGUAAUUAAUAGUUCAAUAUCAUGUUGAUACUGUUUUAUCAUGUUGAUACUGUUUUAUAAUGUUGAUUGGAAGUUGAUUUUGCAGUGAGGAAAGUUGAAUGUCAAUCUAAGUCUGUUCAGCCUAUGUCUAGAAUUUACCUCCAGUACACAGUCAUGAGGUGCAAAGGUACCAAAUGCCAAGGGACUUGAAAAAAUGGAUAUUCCAUCAUUCUCUUUUGACUGAAAUGUUUUUUAUAAUAAUACCUAAUAUCUAAUACCUUAAUAGAAGUGUUCCUGCCAUGUUUUGAAAUGUGCAUAGUUUGCAUUUCAGUAUAUUGUAUUUUAUUUUAUUAUCCUUGUAAAAAUCUAAUGACUUUUUUGGAGAGAUUCUGAACAGGGUUACACAGGUUGUUGUCCUCACGGUGUGUUCUCAUUUUUUGUUUUUUAAAUAUACCAUAAUGUUUCAAGUAGGUUCAUACGUAAAUGUUGAAGACUAAACCAUUUGUUUUUAUGUAAUGCCAUCCCUGUUCUGGG